Messenger RNA from Aspergillus brunneoviolaceus CBS 621.78, 6057 nucleotides. RefSeq names its product WD40 repeat-like protein. Gene Ontology annotation, molecular function: protein binding. NCBI's taxonomy places the organism in Eukaryota, Fungi, Ascomycota, Eurotiomycetes, Eurotiales, Aspergillaceae. Gene Ontology annotation, cellular component: SAGA-type complex. The record is from RefSeq and is a predicted model, not a curated record. The transcript is spliced from 8 exons. Bases 1 to 6057 code for a protein of 2018 amino acids.
AUGCUUUGUUGGUACGCUGCACAGGCCAACAAGUCCAUCUUCUUGCGCUCCAUCGACAACCCCGCGAUCGCAAGGCAGUACACAGAACACAAGGCCCAGACAACAGUCGCCCGUUUCUCCCCUUCCGGCUUCUAUGUGGCAAGUGGUGAUGCGACCGGUAUUGUGCGUGUUUGGGACUGUGUCGGAGACGGCCUCACCAAGGGUGAAUACAGCAUUGUGAACGGCCGCAUUAACGACCUUGCCUGGGACGGCGACUCCCAGCGCAUCAUUGCGGUUGGUGACGGCAAGCAGCGAUAUGGGCACUGUAUCACCUGGGACAGUGGUAACACGGUCGGUGAGAUCUACGGACACACACAACAAAUCAACUCCGUCUCUAUCAGGCAACAAAGACCGCUGCGAGCGGCGGCCGCCGGUGACGAUAAAAACCUCGUAUUCUACCACGGCGCGCCAUUCAAGUUCAACACAGGUAUCCGAGACAAGCAUACCAAUUAUAUUUAUGGUGUUGGCUUUAGCCCCGACGGCUCGACCCUUGUCAGUGUCGGUGCUGACCGGAAGAUCUGGCUCUACGAUGGCAAGACUGGCGAGCCGAGAGGUCAAAUUGGAGAAGGAGAGCACAAAGGAAGCAUCUUCGCUGUCUCGUGGGCUAGAGAUUCGCGCAAGUUCGUAACUGCUAGCGCUGACAGGACCGUGAAGAUCUGGGAUGUGGAAGCGGGUAAGGUUACCCAGAGCUGGGAUAUUGGAGAAGAAGGAAUGUCAAACGUCCGAGAUCAGCAAGUUGGGGUGGUGUGGCCUCCGGCCAGAAGUGAUAACCUGCUCAUCAGUCUCUCGUUGAGCGGGGAUCUGAACUACUUGGUGGAAGGCACUCCCCAGCCGCGGCAGGUGAUCCAGGGCCAUCAGAAGAACAUCACGUCCCUGACUCAGUUUCACUCUGGCAGCGACACGGAAACAUUAUGGUCGGGCAGCUUUGAUGGAAGGGUUUGCCAUUGGGAUGUUCCGACGGGGACUGCGGAAGAGGUGGAAGGAGACGGCCAUACAGCCUACAUUGCCGGUCUUGCUCCGACUCAGGAGGGCGCCGGACGCAUCUACAGCGUCGCUUGGGAUGACACGAUUCGCUCUGUUGAUCUUGGUGCUAAGACCUACACCGGCGUUUCGUCCAAGUUGUCUGGCCAACCUAAGGGCAUCGGGGCUGCGAAGGACAAGGUGGUAGUAGGGACAACCGAGAGCGUGGAGAUCUAUCACGAUGGGCAGAAGACCGGUGAGUCCAAGCCUCAGUUCGCCGUGACGACAGUUGCAGCCCAUGGGAACUUGACUGCGAUGGGUGGCGAGGACUCGUCCGUCCAGAUCUGCGACAUCUCAGCCCAGGGGUUAGUCCCCAAGAUCGAGUUCAAGGCAUCGAGGAACGCAAUUUCGGCCUUGUCAUUCUCGCUGGACGGAUCGCUCCUGGCGGUUGGGGAUUCCCGGGGCCGGGUGCUGGUCUACAAGGCUGCCGAUGGCCAACUGGUCACUGACCGUUGGACGGCGCACACCUCCCGAGUUACCUCCAUCGCGUGGAACGAGGACAAUACCCAUGUUGUUAGUGGAGGCCUCGAUACCAACAUCUUUGUGUGGAGCUUGACGAAACCGGGAGACUGGCUGCAAGUAACAAAUGCUCACAAAGAGGGCGUGAAUGGAGUUGCUUGGAUUGCAGGCGGAUCUAAGAUUGCCUCGGCUGGAGCGGAUGCAGCGAUCAAAAUGUGGAAGCUCCGAUAUGCGACUUUCGUCCUCCCACGAACUGGUCAGCGACUGAAAGGUCUUAUUCAUCUACGAAAUCCGGAUUCCGGCUUGAAUGGCAACAGCGAAGACGACGAGCGCCGAGCGCUUCUGACCGGCGCGAUUGCUGCCCCUCGCAGAGGUCUAUCGGCGCGUCUGUGGGGUCAUAUCAAGAGUAUUGGCCCGCAAGCGCAUGAGUUUCUCUCGUCAGAACUGGGGAUUGGCGUCUUGAAGUGUAGUCUAGCCUAUUUGCUUGGCUCCCUCGCAACCUUCGUGCCCGCUAUAUCCUCAUUCUUGGGCCAUCAAGAUGGCAAACACAUGGUGGCUACGGUCACUGUGUAUUUCCAUCCUGCGCGAUCGCAGGGGAGCAUGUAUAAGGCCUUGAUUUGUGCCUUUGCCGCUUUCCUUUACGCCGCUCUUGUCUCCGUAACCAGCAUGUUCGUCUCGAUGUUCUUUCAAGACACCUUGAAUCUGGUUCUCCUUGGUCACGCCGUUGUUUUAGUCGUGUUUUGUGGAGGUGGCCUGGGCUUUAUUGGAUGGACGAAGCAGAGAUUUGGUGACCCUCUUGUGAAUGUCGCAUGCUCGUUGGCGUCGCUUUCCACCAUCACGGUGUUGACAAAAGAGGGCGCGGUGCAGAGUGGUGAUUUGUCAUUUGCAAAGAUCUCCCAAGUCCUGAAGAUGGUGGUCAUGGGCGUAACGGCCUCCAUGGCAGUGUCUUUCCUGAUCUUCCCAAUCUCGGCACGAAAGCAACUGCGGUCAAACCUCACUACGGUCACGGAGACUUUGGCAACAAUGUUGGCUUUGAUCACCGAGAGCUUUCUGAGUGGCUCGGAAGAGGAACUUCAGACUGCGGAAUUUCUCGAGGCCGCCGCACGCCAUAAAAAAGCGUACGGUCAGCUGGACAAGCUUGUGCGCGAAGCUAAAAUGGAGCAUUUCGUUGUAGGCACCGAAAAGGAAUACAGACUAGAAAAGACACUGGUCCGCUGGGUCCAGGAUAUCACACACAAUCUAGGCGGUUUGCGCAGUGCUGCUCAUUUACAAUUCCAGCUGCUCAAGCAAACCCAAGCUACCGAGACUGCACACCAGGGGUCGGAUGUCAAUUUCGGACUCGGUGCUGGCCCGCUACCCAGUCCCUGGUCAUUGCAUGAGGAUCGUCCGCUUCUGGAACCCAUCUAUGAGAGGCCAGAAGAAGAGAUGUUGGAGGCAACGGGCGGGGACGGAUUCGAUUUCAAUGCAGAGAAUGGUACCAGUCCUGGACCCGAACAAAUUCUCCACCCGGCGGACAUCUUUGCUAUAUUUAUCAGCCACCUGGGGCCCUCAAUGAGAUCUCUCGCGUUCACUUUGAAGGAGAUAUUUCGCGAUAUUCCUUUCAAACCAGAAUCUGACUAUCGAGUAUCAAUCAAUAGCAAAUACCGCUCGAGUCUCGAUAGAGCACUACUAUUAUAUCGAGAUUCACGAGAAGAGGCGCUCAAGACCAUCUAUCGGCAACGAGAAGUCCUCGGGAUUCAGACGCUGGAAGUCGAGGCUGACCUGGAGGAGGUGUCUGCCAGCUGCGGGCAUUUCAGUUUUUCGUUGCUUGAAUUUGGAGAACAGCUGAAAGAGCUUCUCGCCAUCUUGGAUGAGCUACAGCUCGAGAGCGAGGAGAGGCCCGGUGGUCGAUCAUGGAAUUGGCUCAAGUUCUGGCGCUGGGCCUUCGGCGGAGGACCAAAGAGGGACAUGUUGAAUGUUACAUUGGAGCAAGCUCAUCUAGGCGAGCCCAACCUCCUCAAGCCGCCUGAUGGUUUGAGAGGGUCAUCCAAUGUCACCGCAAUCAGUCUUGCAAAACAGAGACUUGGCUAUCGUUUGUGGCGUUCCCUUGGGGUUUUCCGCCGGGACGACACCAAGUUUGCGAUCAAAGUCGGCACUGGCGCUGCGCUUUAUGCCCUGCCUGCAUUCAUCCCGUCCACUCGACCCGUUUACGGCCAUUGGCGAGGCGAAUGGGGUCUGCUCUCGUACAUGUUGGUCUGUUCUAUGACCAUCGGAGCCUCGAAUACGACGGGAUACGCACGGUUCCUCGGUACCUGCUUGGGCGCAGGCUGUGCGAUUCUCUCAUGGUAUGCCACUGACGGAAACGUUUUUGGCCUCGCAAUACUAGGCUUGCUCAUGGCUAGUUGGAACUUCUACAUCAUCAUCGUGCGAGGUCAAGGGCCAAUGGGUCGAUUCAUCAUGCUAACAUAUAAUCUCUCGGUUCUCUACGCCUAUUCACUUGCUCAGAAAGAAGGAAGAAAUGAUCAAGAUGAAGGAGGGGACAGCCCCAUCAUCACCGAGAUUGCCCUGCAUCGUGUGGUUGCUGUUCUAUCAGGCUGUCUUUGGGGUAUCAUCAUUACGAGGAUGAUCUGGCCGAUCAGUGCACGUGAGAGGCUCAAAGACGGACUGAGUCUGCUCUGGCUUCGCAUGAGCUUGAUCUGGAAGCGUGGCCCCUUGUCCACCAUGGCCAAGCCGAAGGAGUCUGCGGGAUUCAUGAGCGCCCGGGAGAAGCUAGAAGUCGAACGAUUCCUGUCACAUCUGGAGUCUUUGCAAGCCUCCGCUCGUUCGGAGUUUGAAUUAAGGAGUGCUUUUCCCGAUGCUAGCUAUGGCAAUAUUCUUCGUCGGACGCGCAGCAUGGUGGACGCUUUCGUCGCCAUCAACCUAGAACUGGUCAAAAACAUGACGGCGUCCGAGGGAGAGUUAUCUAUUCUACGAUACACCGUGAAGGAGAGGCAGCAGCUCUCCCAUCGUAUCAGUCAUUUGCUGACAGUUAUGGCCUCUUCAAUGAAGCUGGAGUAUCCUCUAAGCGAUGCUCUGCCGAACGUUGAGCACGCCCGAGAUCGGCUCCUGGCGCGUCUUUUUCAUUAUCGUAAAGACCCGGAAGUAUCUCGAAUGUCGACCGACGAAGACUACGCUCUGUUGUAUGCAUACGGUAUGCCCUUUGUCCUGCAGAAAUCACCCUCGACCAUGGCUAAAUUUGAACUUAGUGCUGCCCCCGUGCCCCGUCGCGCUUCCGCGAGCACCGCAGUCAUGCAGAUCGACCCGGCUGCUCUGAGUCGGCCAGACUCGGUAGCGACCACAAUUACCUCGUCCAAAGGUUCUGCGACCAGUGCUCCAGCACUGCAGAAGUCGACCAAGGCGCUCAUCGCCGUUCCGCGACUCGACCUUGAACCUGUCUACACGGAGCUCAAAGCCGCCAUCGGCGACCACUGGGCCGAGUAUAAAGAGGCCACCACUCUUUUCCUCCUUGCAGGACAAUUAAAUCAAAGUGAAUUGUCAUCGCGCGUCGAUCAUAUAAUAUGCGCCGACCAAAAAACCGAGCACCUCCACAAUAACUUCAUCUGCGCGAUUAUCGGAAACUUGACCCGAGAUCUCCCCGACCAUGGAGUCGCUAGUUGGGUAUCCGCAAAUGACAAGCCCUCAGUCGUGUCGAAACCGACGUCGGGGGACGCUGCCGAACAGAGACUCAAAACAGAGGUCAUGCAGCUGCCUCCGCGGGACCGGCGCAGACUUAAGGCUAUACCCGAGCGUGAUCCCAACGAUAUCUCGUCCAAGGAUCUGGUCGAAUACCACCUGGCGAAGCAGAUUAAAUUGCCGAGCCAGGUACCUGCCAGCGCCGGGGGGUUAAACAAGACAAAUUGGGAGCUGGAAAUUCGAAAACGCUACGCGCAACCCCUAGCAUCUGAGACUGGCGAGUUUCCAGAUGCCGAAUCAAUCCAUGCACGCAUGGUUCCUAUAUGCUACGAAGAGUCUAUAGUGAGUGGCGCAAGCUUACCCUGUGCGGAGUAUAUGGCCAUUGCAACAGAGACAUUCGUCAAGGAAGUCUUGUCAGUGGUUUUCUCGCGAACCAGGUCUAACGGCCCUUCGGGAACCAUCAAUGGCAUGAUGAUGCGCAAGUAUCGACAACAACUAGAGCGAGAAGAAUUGGCAUUUACGAGAGGCGAAAUUGUCAAAGAUAGUGCAACUGGGUUAUUGCCUAUUGAAGCUAAGGAGGCAAGUGUCCGAAAGCCACUGGGGGUUCGGGACCUGCGGCUAGCACUUGAGCUCGGCAGCGGCGUUCUCAGCCAUAUGCCCCUGCUUGUGGACCAGAUUAUGGGCGGCUAUUUCGAAGAUGAGCACGAGGCAGAAAGACAUGGUUCAAAUGACGACGUUGUAGAGAUCACGAAUGACGACUCCGGACAGAAUUUCUUCUCCGAUGAGAUGGACAUUGACGACAUCGACUCCGAUUGGGAGGGAGGCACAACGGCUGAUAGGGAGCACUUGGGUGCUUUGUUGGAUGAGUGUCUAUCCAUGGCCGCGUGA